UGAACAGACGCCUCAGUGGGACUGAAAAUCGAGUCGACCUGCAGCUGAAAGAAGCCGAAACGUGAGCAGGAUGGGCUCCAGCAGCUCCAGCACGGAGCGCAUCCCAGACGCCCAGGAGCUCAUGCAGGAAACCGGCUUCUCUGCCGCCCACCUCGUCCGUCUGUACGAGAGGUUUGAGUUUCUGGACAAAGACGACAGAGGAGAGCUCAGGCUGGAUGAUUUCGAAGCGGUUUCAGAGUUAGCCAUGAACCCCAUCGGAGACAGAAUCAUCGGAGCCUUUUUCUCUCCGGGACGAGAAACGGUGGACUUUCCCUCCUUCGUCCGGAUUCUGGCUCAUUUCCGUCCGACCGACACAAACCGAACCAGAAAUGGAAGAAACGGGGCACAGCCAGAACCGGCCAACAGCAGGACCAGUAAACUCAAAUUUGCUUUCCAGCUUUACGACCAGGACAGAGAUGGAAAGGUUUCCAGAGAGGAGCUUCUUCAGGUGCUCAGGAUGAUGCUGGAGAUGCAGGUGACGGAGGAGCAGCUGCAGAGCAUCGCUGAACGGGCCAUUCAGGAGGCCGACCUGGACCGAGACGACGCCAUCUCCUUCGACGAGUUCAAAAAGUCGCUGGAAAAGGUUGACAUAGAGCAUAAGAUGAGUGUUCGCUUCCUGGAAUAAAGACGCAGAGCUGCUGGCGAGAAGAUGAAGUCUGAAAUGUGGAAUGAACCAGGAUUUAAAAAGCGAUGGGAUCCUGGUUUGCAGGACUGGAAGUGAACAUGGACCAAACGAAGAAGAGAUGAGCUGAGCUGCUGACUUUAGCAAUGGAAACGACACGCUGUGUAGAAGAGUGGCUGCCAGAAAAAGCCAGACCAAAGCAUCAGGAUCGCCCCCUGGUGGCCGGAUUCAGUUCUGCCUGCUUCAUUUGAGCAGAGGACAUGGGUCAAACUCCAAACAUAAACCUUCCUGUAUCGUGUCUUCACAGCACUUUAGGAGUCACAUUUCUAUUAGUACAAGGUCUAAUGUUUCUCAUCAGUUUGGUUUUAAUUGGUUUUCAUGCUAGCUUAAGAAUAUGAAGCGUUGUGUAGCUUACUGCUGCUGUAGUUCCUGAAAAUAUUUAAAAAUAUUUACCAGAUUUUUUUAAAAUACAACUUUUCAGGGAAACUUUUAAGGAAUUAUUGUAAUUUUCUUUCUGAAGGUUUUUCAAAUUUUCAGAAAUUUGGGGAUUUUUUUUUUUUUUGCUGAAUUUUUGGAUUUUCUUCAGACAAGGAAGCAAUAUUUGUUGGUGCCCGUAAAUUGAAGUUUGAAGUUUACUAAUGGAACGCCCCUUGAGAUGUAGCAUCUCGUUUUCGAGGGGGUCCAUAAACACACACAUAUAUAAACACAAUUUACAAUGACACACACACACACACACACACACACACACACACACACACACACACACACACACACACACACACACACACACACACACACACAGGACAGACAUGCUCCUUUGUUCCCUCACCCCCCAAUCCUCAAUGAAUUCUAAAACAGGUGCCACCAACUCGGUGCCAAUGAGGCCAGAAAGCCUUUUAGAGAUGUUUGUUUGUUUAUUUGUCUGUCUUACUCCUUUUUUUUCCUUUCCUUCCUUCUUUCUCCUUUUUCUCCUCUUCCCUUCUCUCCUUUCCCCUUUUUCCUUUUUUAUUUCCUUCCUUCUUCCCUUCUUUUCCCCCUCCCUCCCUUUUUUUUCUCUCCUUCCUUCCUCUUCUUCCCCUUCCCUUCCCUUUCCCCUUCUUAAAUGAGGACAGCAGGAGGGUUCAUGCUUUGUGCAUAACGUGCUGCUCAGGUGGACGUUCUCUCUGUUUAAAACACACCUGCCUCAGGAUGAUGUGAUGUAUGUUGUUUUCUAACAGGAUUAAAUAAAACUUGAUGGAAUAGAAGAUAAGGAGUCAGAAUGCUUCGCUGCAGUUCUUUCAGGCAUUGUGUGUUCUGAUGAUAGUUUUUAAUACUGCCGUAAAUGAGAGGGAUGGAUUCCAGUUUAUAGAAAAGAUUCAGAUUUGGCUCAGUGGUUGUUGUUUUAAAGGAGUUGCAUAAACAACAGUGCUUUGAUUUAAUAGAAAUAAGUAAUGUUCCAUCUGCAGCUGCUUUUAUUGCUGCUGAUUCUAUCCUCUUGCUGCUGAUUGGUCGGCUUCCCUCUGGCUGUAAACUGCAGGACUUCCAGCUAAACGGGACGAAUGAAGAAUGUUCAGAAACUGUCUGAUCGACUCAUAAUUUGGUGAGAACAGGUGAGGACAUGCUUUGCUUCCACAGAAGGUCAGCUCAUACAGAACUCAUUUUGGUGUAAUAUCCAGGUUUAAACAGCAGGGGGCAGCAUUCAGUCAGUAGGGUUGAUGAGUGAUUAGCAGAUUUUAGACAUUUUGAUCUCCUCCUUCCUUCCUCAUGAAGCUCAUCCAGAGAAUGCCUUUGGCCAUAUUUGAAGAAUCUAAAAUAUGAAACAUGUUCUGACUUAUUUCACACUUUAAUGUUUAUUACAUAAUUCCAUAUGUGUUCAUUCAUAGUUUUGAGGCCUUCAGUGAAGAUCUACAGUGUAAAUAGUCAUGAAAAUGAAGAAAAAUCACUAAAUGAGAAGGUGUGUCCAAACCAAAGACUGCCAGUGUAGAUUAAUUUCUAUCUGUUGAUCAUUAACCACCACUGAGACAGCAGCAGUUCAGACUGUAAUAAUGUUAUUGAUCCGUUAUGACUGAUCAGCUGGGACCUGCAGUUAACAGUUAACUAAUUGAUGAUGCUGACUAACCUGACUUUUCAUCCAUGUUAGCACUAAGUGAGGAAACGUAGCCUGAGAUUUACAGAACAACUUUCUGUUUCCAUCAGAGGCUCCAGUCUGAUGUUAACUUACAGUAACUUCACUGCUUUAGAUGUGAUACUGUCCAGAUGUCUGCAGUCUGUGGUCACAAUCAGCCUGUAAAAUGUGCUCUUAUUGUGAAAGUCUGCCUGCUGCUUCCUCACAGGUGGAGUCCUGACUGGUUCCAGGAAACAGAUCAACUGUCUGAGUGUCCAGGAGUGGACUGUAAACUUUCUUCUUCUUCAGCGCUUUGAAUAAAGUAAUCAGGCGUAAACUAACCGUGACGUCACCCGUUGGUUUCAACGGCGAGAAAAUGAAGCCCGGAUUUUGCUACUUCCUGGUCGCCAUUUUGGAUUUUUUGGAGCCAGUGACGUAAAAAGCGUCAUCAAACAGACUGGACCGGAGAGCAACUAGGGGCAGGAUUGGCUGAGGACUCUCUUAUCCCGCCCACAUUUUACCGCAGAGGCUUCUGUUGCUGUCUAUCAAGUAUAGCCACGCCCCCUGGCUCCGCCAACUUUAA
Molecule: messenger RNA, 3327 nt
Organism: Acanthochromis polyacanthus (spiny chromis)
Lineage: Eukaryota; Metazoa; Chordata; Actinopteri; Pomacentridae
Gene: chp2
Product: calcineurin-like EF-hand protein 2
Exons: 8
Coding region: 71-664 (197 amino acids)
Molecular function (GO): calcium ion binding
Source: RefSeq, a predicted model, not a curated record